CCAGCGCGCGCGCUCCAAGUCGGCUUCGGCUUCGUGCUGUUGCCAGCGCUCGGCGUAGGCGGCAUCCAGGCGCUCACGCUCAAGACGUACAGCUUCCGUGAUACUCUGGGUCAGCCCCUGAGUUUCAGUAGAACUCUGGGUCUGGCGAGCCUCGACGUCCUGCGCACGCCGUUCCGCUUCUCCUCGGGCGAUCACAGCGUGGACCAAGCGAUCCGUAAGUUCCUGGAUCUGGCGACGCGCGUCCAGGUCACGUUGUUCCCUGAGGCGCUCGCGCUCCAAGGCAUCCAGGCGUUCUCUGGCGAGAAACUCGCGUUGCUCCUGUUCCAUGGGGGCCUGCCACUUCUGCUGUUAUCGCAAGACGUUCAGCUCGAUUUGGGCGGGCCCAGACCUCGCGGACACGGACGAAACUGA
Phytophthora sojae is the source of this 411-nucleotide messenger RNA. RefSeq lists its product as hypothetical. The transcript has a single exon. The record is from RefSeq and is a predicted model, not a curated record. The annotation marks the transcript as partial. Lineage: Eukaryota; Oomycota; Peronosporomycetes; Peronosporales; Peronosporaceae.